Molecule: messenger RNA, 732 nt
Organism: Bufo bufo (common toad)
Lineage: Eukaryota; Metazoa; Chordata; Amphibia; Anura; Bufonidae
Product: cornifelin homolog
Exons: 3
Coding region: 1-459 (152 amino acids)
Source: RefSeq, a predicted model, not a curated record
AUGCAGGCCGUAUCUGUGCAGCCGUUUCCAGUGGGUCAAGUGGUGUCAAUCACCCACGUGAACGUCAAUGAAUGGAGCUCGGGGAUCUGCGACUGUUGUCAGGACAUGGGCUUAUGUUGCUGUGCCUUCUGGUGUUUUCCAUGCUUCCAGUGUAAGACGGUCAGUGAUUUUGGCGAAUGUCUCUGCCUUCCUCUCCUGGACCCUGGAUGGUGUGCAUACACAGGCAGUAGUAUAGCCUGUCCUCCAGUCUCCAUGGCUAUGAGGGCUGCUGUCCGGGAACGAUACCGUGUUAAGGGCUCCAUCUGCAGUGACUGCUGUACGCUCUACUGGUGUUUAUGCUGCUCCUGGUGCCAGAUGGCUCGUGAGAUCAAGAAGCAAAAGCAGCCGGUCACCUUCAUGACAGCCCAGACCACAAUGACCUCGCCGAUGCAUCCUCAAAAUUACCAAGCCGUAUACUAAGUCCACCAGAUGCAUCUGCACCAUGAAGAUCACCUGAUUGUGAUCUUUGACUUUUCAAGGUGUAGAACAAGAGAAACAUCUAGAGUAGAGUAGACAUGUCCUACACAAUCCAACGAAUAGAUGUUCUGGUAGUGCAUGGGGUCAUCAUGAAGAGCAGCUUUAAGUCUGUCCUCUUAUGAAUUGAUCCCACCACAGAUACCAUUCAUGAGCCAGAGAUCUGGACUUCCACUCCUUCCAGCUGUCAGUCAUCACCAUCUUGUGAGGUGCUGCUUA